AUGGUGUUCACACCGAAACCACGUUUUCAAGAAGCGUUUAAAAAAUCAUCCACAGCGAAGCUAGUGCUUCUAAGGUUCUUUCAAGAGGGGCGCUACACAAAAAAACCUAUUACUGAAAAUGUUGAUGAAGUCCUAUUGAAGAACAACGUUAAAAUUGUACAAGAUAACAAGUACUUUCCCUACCUCAUUAUGCCAUCAUAUUCGGACACUAACGUGAUCGCUAGAGGUCUGGUCAACGUAGAGUUCACCGUGGAACAAGUAUCGAAAAGUCAACUAGCACUGAUUUGCUCGGCGACUGGCGAACCACCAAUCUAA
Helobdella robusta is the source of this 315-nucleotide messenger RNA. RefSeq lists its product as hypothetical. Lineage: Eukaryota; Metazoa; Annelida; Clitellata; Rhynchobdellida; Glossiphoniidae. The record is from RefSeq and is a predicted model, not a curated record. The transcript has 3 exons. The coding region runs from base 1 to 315 and encodes 104 amino acids.